CCCCCCCACUCCAAGUCUUGACAGAUCUCUCUCUCUCUUCCUGAACGAACGAAUUACGGCACGCAGGUUAGGUCCGGAAUCCUGAUCGAUAUUCGAAUUUGGCAGGACCUGGAUAAGCUCGAUCAAAGUUUCGAUCCCACAGGAGCCAAUAAAGGAGAGUUAAGCAGAGAAGGAAUCUCGAAGGUCAGAACCAUCGAAGAUCUCUAUAUGCUAUCCUCCGCAUCGAUGGCCUAAGAGUAAUUUCAGCAUACAUUUCUUGAGUAGAACAUGUCCCAACACCAAGGGGACGAUAUCGACCACAUGGCAGAUGAUUAUGAAAUGGCAGAUGUUGAUGAUGAGAUGGAUCAAGAGUUUCGUGGUAGAGGAGUGGGUGACUCAGACUCAGAUGAUGAUGAAUAUGAUCACUUGAAUAACAAGAUAACAGAUACUUCAUCUGCUCAAGCUAGGAGAGGAAAAGAUAUCCAAGGAAUCCCUUGGGAGAGGUUAAAUAUUACCAGGGAGAAGUACAGACAGACCAGAUUAGAGCAGUACAAGAACUAUGAAAACAUUCCUCAAUCUGGAGAGGCUUCAGAAAAGGAAUGCAAACACACAAAGAAAGGGGGCAUGUAUUACGAGUUUUGGUGCAAUACAAGAUCUGUGAAGUCAACAAUCCUUCAUUUCCAGCUCAGGAAUUUGGUUUGGGCUACAUCAAAGCAUGACAUCUACCUCAUGUCACACUACUCUGUCAUUCACUGGUCUUCACUAACUUGCACCAAAACUGAAAUUCUCAAUCUUUCCGGACAUGUUGCACCAUGUGAGAAACAUCCUGGGAGUCUCCUAGAGGGAUUUACCCAGACCCAAGUUAGUACAUUGGCAGUAAAGGAUAAAUUGGUAGUUGCUGGAGGGUUUCAGGGAGAGCUUAUUUGCAAGUAUUUAGAUCGACCUGGAGUAAGCUUCUGUUCAAGAACAACAUAUGAUGAUAAUGCAAUCACAAAUGCUGUUGAGAUAUACGAGAGUUCGAGUGGUGCCACUCACUUCAUGGCUUCAAAUAAUGAUUGUGGAGUUAGAGACUUUGAUAUGGAGAAAUUUCAGCUUUCUAACCACUUCCGCUUUCCGUGGCCAGUUAAUGUAAGUACCUGUUUUUGCAUUAGUUGUUUUCUGGUCAUGAUGGGAUUUGAAGCAACCUGAGAACAAUACCAGUUC
Messenger RNA from Macadamia integrifolia, 1182 nucleotides. RefSeq lists its product as uncharacterized. The coding region runs from base 268 to 1167 and encodes 299 amino acids. The record is from RefSeq and is a predicted model, not a curated record. The transcript is spliced from 8 exons. Lineage: Eukaryota; Viridiplantae; Streptophyta; Magnoliopsida; Proteales; Proteaceae.